Hippopotamus amphibius kiboko is the source of this 1055-nucleotide messenger RNA. It is a transcript of the gene GP1BB, whose product is annotated as glycoprotein Ib platelet subunit beta. The transcript has 2 exons. The record is from RefSeq and is a predicted model, not a curated record. The coding region runs from base 301 to 915 and encodes 204 amino acids. NCBI's taxonomy places the organism in Eukaryota, Metazoa, Chordata, Mammalia, Artiodactyla, Hippopotamidae.
UCAGUUGUGACCGCUGCGUCCUGUCCUGGUGACAGAACAAUGUUGAUGAACGUCGAAGAGGGUGUCCGAGUGCUCCGUGCGCCCCUGGGAGCGAGUGGGACGGAAGCUCGGUCGGCCGGGGGCCCGGCGAUAGCGUUCUAUCUGCGCUGCCGGCUCGGCCUCCGGGUUAUUUCUGGCGGGAGGUCGCGCUGUGGUCGGUUCGGGCGCGCCGAGGCCUGGCAGGGGCGGGGCGGCUUUAUCGCCCGGCUCUGCGGCCGGCGCCUGGCCCCUCAGACCUAGCCGGGCCGCCAUCCUCUCGCCAUGGGCUCCGGGGCGCUGGGCCUGCUGUUCCUGCUGCUCGCGCCGCCGGGCCGCGCGGACGCAGGCUGUCCGACCCCGUGUCGCUGCGCGGGGACGCGCGUGGACUGCGGGCGCCUCGGGCUGACGUGGGCCUCGCUGCCGGCCGCCUUCCCGCCGGACACGACCGAGCUGGUGCUGACGGGCAACAACCUGACGGCGCUGCCGCCGGGGCUGCUGGACGCGCUGCCGGGGCUGCGCGCCGCGCACCUGGGCGCCAACCCCUGGCGCUGCGACUGCCGCCUGGUGCCGCUGCGCGCCUGGCUGGCCGGCCGGCCGGAGCGCGAGCCUUACCGCGCCCUGCGCUGCGCCGCGCCCCCCGCGCUGCGGGGCCGCCUGCUGCCCUACCUGGCGGAGGACGAGCUGCGCGCCGCCUGCCCGCCCGGCGCGCGCUGCCCCGGGGCGCUGGCGACGCAGCUCCUGCUGCUCUGCCUCGGGCUGCUGCACGCUCUGCUGCUGGCGCUGCUGCUGUGCCGCUUGUGGAGGCUGCGCGCCCGCGCCCGCGCCGCGCGCCGGCGGCCGACGGCUGCUCUGCUGGCGGCGGAGCCCGCGACCCCGGAGCCGAGCGGCGGACGCUGAGGCGGGCGGCCGGUCUGCGGACGGCCCCCGCUGCGUCCGAGUCCGCCACCCGCACGACCUCCCAGACGCGGCCCCGCGCGGGGGCCCGACCGCUGCGCGCGCCACGCUGGCCACAGCCACCCACACCCCGGACCUGGAUG